AUAAAAGCACAGGCAGCCUCCUCAGAGAGAAAACUCCGUCCCGGCGGCUCCGGCACCAGGGUCCAGUCUGCGACUGCCCGUCCAGGCCUGGACGCUGGAUCAACACCUGUGACUUCACGUGUGCGCUCCCGCCACAUCUGUAGUCACAUCUAUAGUCACCUUGGCCGAGAAAGCCACACUUAGGCAACGUAGGUGGCUACAAGCUCUCGAACCUCAACUGUGACCCUCAGUACCCUAACACCUGGGUCACAUUUGUGACAAAUUCUCAUCUGCCAUCAACACACGUAACACUCGGCCACACUAUCUGCGGCCACAACCUGACACCGUAGUGACACCCAGGGAACGCUUUUACCUCCCUUGUGGUAACACCUGACUGCCCCAGUGACUGCAGCCCGCCACAGCGAAGGGCCCACUCUGAUUCUCCCAGACUGUUCUUGUAGGAGGAGGAAUGGCCGUGGAGAGGGGGCCCCAGCGCUUGCUGUUUGGAGAGUGGCUUCUGGGCGAAGUCAGCAGCGGCCGGUAUGAGGGGCUGCGGUGGCUGAACGAGGCUCGCACCGUCUUCCGAGUGCCAUGGAAGCACUUCGCACGCAAGGAUCUAAGCGAGGCUGACCCACGCAUCUUCAAGGCCUGGGCGGUGGCCCGAGGCAGGUGGCCACCUAGUGGAGGUGACCUGCCACCCCCUGAGGCUGAGGCUGCAGAACGGGCAGGCUGGAAAACCAACUUCCGCUGUGCGCUUCACAGUACGCGGCGUUUCAUCAUGCUGAGAGACAAUUCGGGGGACCCUGUCGACCCGCACAAGGUGUAUGCCCUUAGCCUGGAGCAAGGGUCGGCAGAAACUGGUUGGAGAAAAGCUGGUUGGAGACCCAGCUCCUCUCCUUCCCAGGUGUGUCUGGGCCCAGCUACGGAUAAGAGGGAAGAAGUGACUCUCAGCAGUGCCCCACCUACACAGGAUGCAUCUCUGGGACCCGUCAUGGCAAGAGGAAAUGCUGAGCACCAAACUCUAAAUCCUUUGCUUUCUGUUGACACUGAGGACCUCUUGCUUCAAGCUCUGCAGCACAGCCAUCUGGGGGACCAUCUGCUGGAAACUGAGUCGGGGGCAGAUUCAGACCCCCCACAGGCUCCUGGCCCAGAGCAAGAGCAUGCUUCUGAGGAGGCCUGUGUAGCCUGGGCGAUGGAAACUGUGCCCAGUCCCGGGCAACACCCAGCUCUAAUGACAGAGCUCAGUCCAGGGCCCCUGGACGUGACCAUCAUGUACAAGGGCCGCACAGUGCUACACGAAGUGGUGGGACACCACAGCUGUGUGUUCCUGUACAGCCCCAUGGGCUCAGCCGUGGGAGCUACAGAGCCUCAGCCCCAGCCGGUGAUCUUUCCCAGCCCCGCUGAGCUCCCUGACCAGAAGCAGCUGCAGUACACUGAGCAGCUUCUGCAGCAUGUGGCCCCAGGCCUGCAGCUGGAGCUGCGGGGGCUUUCUUUGUGGGCCCUGCGUAUGGGCAAGUGCAAGGUGUACUGGGAGGUGGGCAGCCCCAUGGGCUCCACCAAUCCCUCCACUCCAGCUCAGCUGUUAGAGCGCAACUGCCACACCCCGAUCUUCGAUUUCACCACUUUCUUCCAAGAGCUGAGGGAGUUCCGGGCCCGGAAGCGGCAAGGCUCACCACACUAUACCAUCUACCUGGGCUUUGGGCAAGACUUGUCAGCUGGGAGGCCCAAGGAGAAGAGCCUGAUCCUGGUGAAGCUGGAGCCCUGGCUGUGCCGGAUACACCUGGAGGGCGUGCAGCGGGAGGGUGUAUCCUCCCUGGACAGCAGCAGUCUUGGCCUGUGCCUGUCUAGCACCAACAGUCUCUAUGAUGACAUUGAGCACUUCCUCAUGGAGCUGGAGCAGAGGGCCUAGACCAGAACCCCAACCUUCAAUAAAGAGCGCCCAGAACCAGUGCUGUCCUAA
This is a messenger RNA of Nannospalax galili (Upper Galilee mountains blind mole rat), 1939 nucleotides long. RefSeq names its product interferon regulatory factor 7 (gene Irf7). Lineage: Eukaryota; Metazoa; Chordata; Mammalia; Rodentia; Spalacidae. Gene Ontology annotation, cellular component: nucleus. Gene Ontology annotation, molecular function: DNA-binding transcription factor activity, RNA polymerase II-specific; RNA polymerase II cis-regulatory region sequence-specific DNA binding; protein binding. Gene Ontology annotation, biological process: regulation of transcription by RNA polymerase II; immune system process. The record is from RefSeq and is a predicted model, not a curated record. The coding region runs from base 449 to 1888 and encodes 479 amino acids. The transcript has 11 exons.